AUGGCGAGUAAAAUCAAAAAGCUGACCAAGAAAGAACGAUUUUGUAUCGAUUCUCUGCAGAUAAUUUCGGAUUUGAUAAAAAAUUAUUCAGAGGAGAAGGAUAGAGAUAAUUUGGAUUCAUGGGUAGAGAGAUUGGAAUCGAUUUUUGCUCAAUAUGAGGAACUUCGCGUCGAAUUAGAUUUAUUAGAAGAUGAGGGAGAAUUUUUAGAACAUGGCGAUGGUGAUGGUCAUGAUAGAACAAUAGCAGCUUCUGGAAAAACACGUGCUGAAGUCGAAAUUACUUACCUUACAUUGAAGGGUUUUCUCCAAUCAGAAAUUCGCAAGCGUCACCAAUUCGCAACUCAGACUAACGCUCAUCCCGUCCCAUCGACCCCAAUGGCACCUACUAACCAGUUGCGAGUAAGAUUACCGGAACUCAAACUCCCACAGUUUGGUGGAUGUACGAAAGACUGGCCAACCUUUCGCGAUUCGUUUAAAUCGCUUAUCGAUUCUGCUCCGCAACUUAGUAGUGUUGAUAAAUUUUCCUACCUGAAUUCGUCCUUAACCAGUGAAGCCAAACGUGUGAUAGAAGUGAUUGACGUAACCUCCGAAAAUUAUUUAGUAGCGUGGGAAUUGCUGGAAAAACGAUACGAAAAUAAGUACUUGAUCGUUAAAUCGUACGUAGAAUCAUUGUUCAGCGUCGAGCCAAUGAAAAAAGAGUGUCCCGAUUCGCUUAACCGGUUGAUCGAUGAGUAUGAACGGAAUCUUUUAAUGUUAGAGAAAAUGGGGGAACGAACUGAUAACUGGAGUACCUUACUAGUUUUUAUGCUAAGCUCUCGCCUCGAUCCAUCUACUAUGCGUCAAUGGGAAACGCAUCGAAAGUCCAGCAAUGUACCCAGUUACGAGGAACUUAUCGAUUUUCUACGCAGUCAUAGUCUGAUAUUGCAAUCUGUCGUUGCUUCCAAAAAUCGAUCUUCGGAACCUACACGCUUCACUCCCUCUCUUCAACAUUCAAUAAAUAAAAUGAAAACUGCUCACCCAGCCGUCUCGCCUCCGCAAAAUUCUUGCCCAUUCUGCAAACAAAUAGCACACUCACCUUAUCAUUGCGAAAAGUUUCGAUCCAUGACAGUUGCCCAACGUUUCGAAGCUGCAAAGAAAAAUAUGCUUUGCAUAAACUGCCUAUCACGAUCACAUUUAGUUAAAAACUGCUCUAGUGGAGCUUGUCGCGUAUGCAAUAAAAGGCACCAUACGAUGCUACAUCAGCGGACUAAUUCGAAUCCACCAAAUCAACCACAAAAUGCCAACCUUGCAUUGCCCGAAGUGCAGCCUCCUCUUUCGUCGUCCGUAGCAAGCAAGCUCUUACAACCCUCACGAUCAUCUAGUCAUUCACAGUCGCUUGAGAACCCAACCCCCACAGUAUCAGCCUUUUCAACCAGCCAUAAUUCAAUGCCAUCAACCAGCCACCGAUGUACGGUACCUACAACCGUAUUACUUUCAACUGCCUUAGUGAAAGUGUUCGAUUCCAGUGGAUCAUUCUUGUGGGCUCGUGCCUUGCUCGACUCUGGAUCCCAACUAAAUUUUGCAUCGGAGCAACUCGUUCAAAAACUAAACGCGAAGCGCAAAAAAGAUUUUAUACCAAUCAGCGGCGUUGGCUUGUCGUCUACAAUAUCCAAAUACUCAACUAUUAUCAAGCUGCAAUCGCAUGGCACUAGCUUCAGUGCUAGUUGGAACUUUCACAUCCUUCCAAAAAUAACGAUGGAGUUACCUACUCAAACUGUUGACGUGUCUGAUUUCGAUUGGCCAUCAGACAUCACACUGGCUGACCCGUCGUUCUUUAAACCCGGUUCUAUCGACUUAAUUUUCGGCGUUGAGAGUUUCUACGAUUUGUUGAGAGAAGGUCAGUUCAAGGGCAGUACUGAUAAACCUUGUCUGCAAAAUACUGCGUUAGGAUGGGUGAUUUCGGGCCGUAUGAAAUGCAAUUCAAGGCCAGCAACCAGUGUGUCUCAUUUUUGCGCUGCACCGUCUAUAGAAGAACAAUUAUCUCGGUUCUGGGAACUCGAGAGCUGUCGAAUGGAGAGCACGUUGUCGGAAGAGGAAUCGGCUUGUGAGAGUCAUUUCGCCAAACAUACGAUUCGGGAUUCUACCGGUCGUUUUGUUGUCGCCUUACCGAAAAGAGACUCGGUAAUGGCUAAACUAGGAAAUUCGAGAGAGAUUGCUACUCGCAGAUUUCUUUCGCUCGAACGUCGUUUGUCAGCUAAUCCAGCACUGAAAGAUGCUUACUCCGACUUCAUUCAUGAAUACAUACGUCUCGGCCAUAUGAGGGAAAUCGAGAAUUCAGCGAACGAUUGGCCUUCGUAUUAUUUGCCUCAUCAUUGCGUCGUGCGUCCCGAGAGUGUCACGACAAAAUUACGAGUCGUGUUUGACGCAUCGUGCUCAACAGAUUCCGGUGUAUCUCUGAACGAUGCGUUGAUGGUGGGACCGCUCGUACAAGAUGAUCUUCUGACUAUGAUUUUAAGAUUCCGGGUGCCACAGUUUGCUAUCGUGUCGGACAUCGAAAAGAUGUACAGACAAAUAUUAGUCUGCGAGUCUGACCAGCCUCUUCAACGGAUACUAUGGAGAGAUUCUCCAUCGCAAACCAUUCGAGAGUAUCAACUAUUAACAGUAACUUACGGUACUUCGUCAGCCCCCUAUCUUGCCACAAAAUGCCUUCAAAGGCUUUCUCGUGACAGCUUGGAAGUGUCUCCACUAGCAGCAGAAGCUAUAGGAAAGAAUUUUUACAUGGACGAUUUACUUACUGGAACCGAUAGUAUCGAGGAAGGGCAAAAACUUUGCCAGCAAUUGAUGAGCAUAAUCCGUUCUGCAGGUUUCGAGCUUCGCAAGUGGGCCUCUAAUAAUUCUGCUGUACUUGAGCCAAUCCCGGUCCCAUUUAGAGAUCAACGUACAGUGUUGGAAUUAGAUUCUUCACAUUCGCCAAUCAAAACUCUUGGACUUCAGUGGGAUACGGCAGCUGAUAUGUUUUUGUUUGAGCCUCCUAAACAAAAUCAACAAUUUCCAAUCACCAAGCGCGUGGUGCUGUCUAAUAUAGCACGACUUUUCGAUCCACUGGGUCUCGUGGGACCGGUUACUGUUUUAGCUAAGCAGUUCAUGCAAGAUCUUUGGCGAGAUAGAAAGGAUUGGGAUGAUCAAUUGAACGAGUCACAAAAUCAACAAUGGAACGAGUUUAGUGAAGGUCUCCGAGAUCUAUCGUUAAUAAAAAUACCACGCUGGGUGGUAUCCACGUCAGCGGUAAUUGGUUUGGAACUACAUGGAUUCUGUGAUGCCUCCGAGAAGGCAUACGGAGCGUGCAUCUAUAUAAGGGCCGUAUCAUCGACAGGCAGCGUACAUGUAAACCUGCUUACCGCCAAAUCCAAAGUGGCUCCAGUUAAAAAAGUCACUUGUUUGCCUCGUUUGGAACUAUCGGGUGCAUUGUUGUUGAGUCACCUCUUUGAAAAAGUGGCCUCAAGUCUAAAUCUAACCUAUAAAUGCUUUUUCUGGACGGAUUCGACCAUCGUUCUUCACUGGCUGGCUGCCUGUCCGUCACGAUGGAAGACCUUUGUGGCUAAUCGCAUUUCGGAAAUCCAACGAAUUACAGCCCGAGGAGUAUGGGCUCAUGUACCAGGUGCCGAAAAUCCGGCAGACGUCAUAUCAAGAGGAAUGCAUGCUACUCAACUCGCUAACCUAACUUUGUGGUGGAAUGGCCCUCCCUGGUUGUCUCAGUCAUCCAGAUUCUGGCCACCACUAGUACGUCCCCAGCUAGAAGAUGUUCCAUCAGAAUUAUUGGAACAAAAGGUAGUGGCACUUUCGAUCAACAUUGCACCUCCAAAUGAAUUAUUUUUGAGUUAUUCAUCGUUUGGAAAAUUAGUCCGUGUAGUCACAUGGAUCUUGCGUUUCACCAAUAAUUGCAAAGUAAAAAAUCGUUCGAGUCGAACAACAGGAUUUCUUUCAACCGCAGAAAUAAAUUAUGCCACUCUAACUCUUGUCAAACUCGCCCAAGCAGAAAGAUUUGCCCCAGAACUAGCACAAUUAUCCUCCAGCGGUCAAGUUAAGCCCAGCUCACGGAUUAAAAACCUUAUUCCAGUGAUAACGGAUGGAAUAUUGCGUGUUGGAGGCCGGUUACGUCAUGCCCAUGUAGCUUACGAUCAGCGGCAUCCCUUGAUAUUGCCAGACAAACAUCCACUUACCGAACUUAUAGCAAAACACUAUCAUACAAAACUGCUACAUGCUGGUCCACAGCUCAUGAUAGCAGUAAUUCGUGAAAAAUAUUGGCCACUUCGAAUUAGAGAUCUUACGCGACAAAUAGUCCAUUCAUGCGUCAACUGUUUUCGAUGCAAGCCUACGGUGUUGCAGCAAUUAAUGGGCGAGUUACCCCCCGAACGCGUUACGCCUGCCUUUACUUUUCUUCGCACUGGGGUGGAUUAUUGCGGACCAUUCCAGUACCGAAUUACACGGAAGGCAGCUCUCGUCAGAGGCUUCAUUGCUAUAUUUGUUUGCCUAGUAACAAAGGCGGUCCAUAUAGAAUGCGUCGCUGAUCUUUCGACUAGCUCGUUCAUAGCUGCACUUAAAAGAUUUGUAGCUCGCAGAGGGAAGCCUGAACUCAUCCAGUGUGAUAACGCCACUAACUUCAAGGGAGCCAAACGAGAGCUCACCGAACUAGCCCAUUUGUUUCAAUCGCAGUUGCAUCAGGAGAUGGUCACUCGCCACUGCAGUGAAGAUGGGAUUACUUUCAAAUUCAUCCCACCAAGAUCGCCAAAUUUUGGAGGACUCUGGGAGGCUGCCGUCAAAUCUUUAAAGAAACACCUGCGCUGUACUAUUGGCAACGUAAUCCUCUACCACGAUGAAUUUUUGACACUGAUAAUUCAGAUAGAAAGCUGCUUAAACUCUCGCCCACUUACGCAACUCAGCUCCGAUCCUAACGAUUUAGAGGUACUCACUCCCGGGCAUUUUCUUGCCAACCGCGCUCUGACAGCCAUCCCAGAGCCAAAUCUCGAAAACAUCCCACUGAAUCACUUAGAUAGAUGGCAACAAACUCAAGAAUAUGUUCGUCGAAUAUGGAAGCAGUGGCAGUCAGAAUAUCUUUCGGGACUGCAACCUCGUACUCGAUGGACGCAACGUCGGAACAACGUGUCGAUAGGAACCAUGGUGCUGGUAAAAGAGGACAAUCUACCACCCCUCAAGUGGAGAGUAGGUAGAGUGGUCAACUGUUUCAAGGGCGACGACGAUCAUAUCCGCGUAGUCACGGUCCGAACGAAGGACGGUGAAUUUCGACGAAGCAUCUCCAAGAUUUGCGUACUACCGAUUCAGCAAACUGGUGGGGAAGCCACUGGCCAGUAA
This is a messenger RNA of Sabethes cyaneus, 5349 nucleotides long. RefSeq lists its product as uncharacterized. The record is from RefSeq and is a predicted model, not a curated record. Lineage: Eukaryota; Metazoa; Arthropoda; Insecta; Diptera; Culicidae. Bases 1 to 5349 code for a protein of 1782 amino acids. Gene Ontology annotation, biological process: DNA integration. Gene Ontology annotation, molecular function: nucleic acid binding. The transcript has a single exon.